Molecule: messenger RNA, 916 nt
Organism: Daucus carota subsp. sativus
Lineage: Eukaryota; Viridiplantae; Streptophyta; Magnoliopsida; Apiales; Apiaceae
Product: protein PLANT CADMIUM RESISTANCE 2
Exons: 4
Coding region: 187-720 (177 amino acids)
Source: RefSeq, a predicted model, not a curated record
AGCAAAUCUAUAGACUCUUCCAUUAACUAAUUCAUUGUUUACACCGAACAUAAAAAAAGAUUGAACAAUUUACAAUCCUUUUUCCAAUAAGUUCAACUCAGCAUAUAUAAUCUCCUCUCCACCAAUCCUAAAAAUCCUACCAAGUAGUCAAGUACUAGCCAGCUUCAAUUUGAUCAUAAACAUAUCAUGUAUUCAACGAACGCAAAUAAUUACGAAAAGUCGCCGCAGCCAUCUGCGCCACCUGCAUAUCAGUAUGGUCAGCCUCCUCCGAUCACCGGAGUUCCUAUGCAGUACUCCUCCGAACCUGCCAUGUGGUCCACCGGCCUCUUCGACUGCUUAUCCGACUUCCCACAAUGUGUUGUAACAUGUUGUUGUCCGUGUAUUUCUUUUGGGCAGAUUGCGGAAAUAGUGGAUAAAGGAUCGAAUUCAUGUGUUACAAGUGGAGCACUAUAUGCACUGCUAGCAUUAGUAACCGGCUGUGGAUGCAUGUAUUCAUGUUUCUAUAGAACCAAGAUGAGAAAACAAUACAUGCUGGAGGAAAGCCCCUGCGGUGAUUGUUUGGUGCACUUGUGUUGCGAGCCCUGCGCCCUGUGUCAGGAGCACCGUGAGCUUCGUAUUCGUGGCUUCGACAUGUCUCUCGGAUGGCAAGGGAACCUGGAGAGACAGAGUGGCGGAAUGGCCAUGGCACCUAUAGUACCUCAGAGUGGAAUGCGCAGAUGAAGAGGGACGACGCCUGCUUUACUUGACUAGGUGUUUUUUGCGUUUUUCAGCCCAUAGAUUUGUCAUUUGUGCACUGUAUUUAAGUUCAUAUCCCAUUUUUUCCUUAGAUUUGUGCCGAUACUUUCAAAGAUUUCCUUAGAUUUCCUUGCUGUAUAUUCAAUUACUCGCUUUUAAAUUUCAAAUUCAAUGAGCUUGA